GCAACUCAACAAGUAGCAACUGAGAAGUGUUUUGUGCGCCGGCAGUUGAAAUAUUACGCGCUCGAUUGACGUUAUCGCAUAUCGUACUCAUACCUAAGCGGCACUCAAAUAUAGUAAAAAUUAUAGGAAAUUUUUUAGUGUUAACAACAAUAAUUUUACUCAAAAUAUUUAUACUUGAAAAUUGAAAACAUAAAGAAUAUUAACGAAAAUUUAGUGUAACCGCGUUGUGUACUUGAGAAAUAUAAAUUUGAACACAGUCACAAAAUGGUUUGCGUUACGGAGGAUACUUUUGGCACCGCAAUUAAUCCGCUGACCAAAGAAGAAGUGACCAUUAGACGCUUCACCAUCAGCAAUGAUCUCGGAAUGUCAAUGCAGGUGAUAACAUACGGUGCCACAAUAACAUCCCUAAAAGUGCCCGACUCUCACGGAACGGUGGAUGACGUUACACUGGGUUUUGAUAAUAUCGAAGGUUAUUUGAGCGAGAGUAAUCCGUAUUUUGGCUGUAUGGUGGGACGCGUUUGUAAUCGUAUAGGCAAUGGCAGUUUUACGCUUGAUGGCGAAAAGUAUGAAAUUACUAAAAAUCUGUUAGGGAAACAUACACUACAUGGGGGUAAGCACGGCUUCAGUAAAGUCAUUUGGGAGGUGGACCAAUUACUACCUGAUGGUGUUGUUUUCAAAUUUAUUUCGCCGGAUGGACAUGAGGGCUUCCCCGGUGAAGUAGUGGCCACAGCUACCUACACCAUCACUGAUAAUAAUUGCAUGCGCUAUUGUUUGGAGGCGAACACCACCAAGCCAACACCGGUUAAUAUGACCAAUCAUGCAUACUUCAAUUUGGCCGGACAUACUGCCGGUAAAAAGGGUAUGACAGAGCAUAUUGUCCAAAUCCAGGCAGAUUGCGUUACUGAUACCGACGAGGAUAUAGUACCGAAUGGUGAAUUUAUUAAUUUAGAAAAUCAUCCUUUGGAUCUACGAAAAUUGACAAACGUUGGUGUCGGCUUGGAGAAAAUAUCCAAAAUUGUCAAUGGCUACGAUCACAAUUACGUGUUCCAGUGCACGCCUGGUUGCGUAGAGAAACAAGCAAAGAUUUUUCAUCCGCCCAGCGGCCGCUACAUGGAGGUCUCCAGCAAUCAGCCUUGUAUGCAAUUUUAUACCGCGAACUUCUUGCCCGAUUUAGAGAAAUCCAACCAACCCAUGAUCACAGGUAAAGGAGACAUUUAUGAGAAGCACGGGGCGUUUUGCAUGGAAACACAAAGGUUCCCGGACGCAGUGAAUCAUGAAAAUUUCCCUUCAGUCAUAUUGACUCCAGGUGAAACAUACCAACACGUUUGUAUAAUCAGAUUUGGUAUUUAUGAUCCGAAUGAUGAGAGCCAUGGCGUUGUACUGUGCGACUGAGUUAAAGAAUACGAGAGCUAAGCGCAGAAACCUUGUCCUACUAAAAAAUCGCGGCUACUGAAUGUAAAUGCUAACAUGCACGUAUAUGUAAAAAGUACAUACAUAUAUACCUCUAGAAAUCAGUAGUAGUUUUACCUAAAGUUAACCACCAUCCGUAUAAAGAAAACCAUAUAUGAAGUCAUACACACAUAUUUAUUUAAACGCUCCGCUUAGUUACAUCAUUUGAGGUCAUUAAAUUCCAUCAGCCGUUUGGAAGUGCCUUGGAAAAAAUAUCGGAGUUUGUUUGUUCAAAAAAUAAAAACUCAACACAAAUUGAAGGAGAAGUUUGGCCAAAAACCGCUUCAAUGGCUACAAAGCGCCAAUUUAACAAUGACACAAUAAUCAAAACAAAAAAAUUAAUAAAUAAUAAUAAUAAUAGUUUUGUAAUUGCACAAAUUGCAAAUCCACUUGAA
Messenger RNA from Ceratitis capitata (Mediterranean fruit fly), 1844 nucleotides. RefSeq names its product aldose 1-epimerase. The record is from RefSeq and is a predicted model, not a curated record. Lineage: Eukaryota; Metazoa; Arthropoda; Insecta; Diptera; Tephritidae. Gene Ontology annotation, biological process: beta-D-galactose catabolic process via UDP-galactose, Leloir pathway; glucose metabolic process. Gene Ontology annotation, molecular function: carbohydrate binding; aldose 1-epimerase activity.